Molecule: messenger RNA, 4173 nt
Organism: Pseudogymnoascus verrucosus
Lineage: Eukaryota; Fungi; Ascomycota; Leotiomycetes; Thelebolales; Thelebolaceae
Gene: CIN8
Product: kinesin motor protein cin8
Exons: 2
Coding region: 383-3874 (1163 amino acids)
Biological process (GO): microtubule-based movement; mitotic spindle assembly
Cellular component (GO): nucleus; spindle microtubule
Molecular function (GO): microtubule binding; ATP binding; plus-end-directed microtubule motor activity
Source: RefSeq, a predicted model, not a curated record
UUAGGGGCCCUUCUGUUUAUGGCGACGCUUUGUUUACAUCGAGCUUGUCUGCCCUGCCGAAUUCAACCACACCGACCAUCGAAUGUACUCUAUACACCAACCCGCCAACCAGUACACCAACCAACGUCUACGAGGAAAAUUGUCAGGAGCGGACUGCAUCUGAGAUGCUCUAACACCUGACCUGUAUAUCUUUACACGUUGUAUUGUCUCAUGUUUUAGCAAACGAACAGCUGCAUUGGCACCGAUUACCUCGAUUUACACGCUUGCAAUCGCUCGACAAGGGUAUAGAAGCUUGCCCACUGCUCGACGAAGGGCACAUUGCCCAAGCUAGAAAGCUCUUUUUACUAUACACACAGGGCCUCAUCUACACACAAACGGUCCUAUGGCAGGUAUGCCACGGCCGACAUCUGUCGCGCCUUCAAGGAAGAACAGUAUGCGCCCACCACGUCCUCGCCCAUCCACAGCUAGGGCAAACUCAGUACGACCAGCCAGCCGAAUGGACCGAAACGGUGCAAUCUCGCCAGCGGACUCGAUAGCUUCUGCAGCUACGACAGGAACAAAGAGGAAGGAGAGGGACUUCGAACGCGAUGGCCCGGAGGAGACAAACAUAAAUGUCGUUGUGAGGUGUCGAGGGCGCAAUGACCGCGAGGUCCGAGAAAACAGCGGAGUUGUUUUGACAACAGAUGGUGUCCGCGGGAACAGCAUCGACCUUUUGAUGGGACCAAGCGCGUUGAGCAACAAGACGUACCACUUCGACAAGGUCUUUUCCCCGGCCGCUGACCAGGCGAUGAUAUACGACGAUGUCGUGACGCCGAUAUUGGAUGAGAUGAUCGCGGGCUUCAACUGCACCAUUUUCGCGUAUGGCCAGACGGGGACAGGGAAGACUUAUACGAUGUCGGGAGAUAUGGACGAUACCCUGGGCAUGUUGUCGGACGCGGCUGGUAUUAUUCCUCGGGCUCUCUACGCGCUUUUCAACAAGCUCGAGAUUGAUGAUGCGGAGAGCUCUGUGAAGUGCUCAUUCAUCGAACUUUACAACGAAGAGCUUCGCGACCUUAUCUCCGCCGACGAAACCAGCAAACUUAAGAUUUACGAGGAUGCUGGCAAGAAGGGACACGCGGCGACUUUCGUCCAGGGUAUGGAGGAGGCACACAUCAAGAGCGCGGUGGAGGGGGUGAAAUUGCUCCAGAAUGGGAGUCACAAGCGUCAAGUGGCAGCCACCAAGUGCAACGACCUCAGUAGUAGAAGUCAUACGGUGUUCACGGUCACCGCGUAUGUCAAGCGCACGGGCGAGAACGGCGAGGACUACAUCAGCGCCGGAAAGCUCAACCUGGUGGAUCUGGCAGGUAGCGAAAACAUUCAGCGAAGUGGCGCUGAGAACAAACGCGCAGCCGAAGCGGGUCUUAUUAACAAGAGUCUGUUAACACUUGGGCGAGUUAUCAAUGCAUUGGUCGAUAAGAGCUCUCAUAUCCCAUAUCGCGAAUCGAAACUCACGAGACUGCUGCAAGAUUCGCUUGGAGGACGGACCAAGACUUGCAUUAUUGCGACUGUCUCCCCAGCUAAGAGCAACCUCGAGGAGACAAUAUCCACUCUGGACUAUGCCUUCCGCGCGAAGAACAUCCGGAAUAAACCACAAGUCAACCCGAAGAUAGACAAGAAGACUCUGCUCAAGGAGUUCACCAGCGAGAUCGAAAAAUUAAAGAGCGAGCUGAUUGCCACACGGCAGCGAAAUGGAGUUUAUAUGACGAACGAAAGCUUUGAAGAAAUGACGGUGGAGAGAGAGUCGAGGAGGAUAUUAAGUGAAGAACUCAGCGCGAAGAUUGAGACGAUGGAAAUCAACCUCCGGAAUAAGGUCCAGGAUCUACAUUCACUGACCGCCAACUUUAUGAACCUCAAGAGGGAGAAUGAAGGCACGCGAGCAACGUUAGACGAGACGAAAGACGUACUUGAGCAAACCGAAACCGUUCUUACCCAAACCCGCCAGCUUCUAUCCGAGGAAGAAAUGCUAAGGAAAGCGCAUGAGCGCACCGAGGAGGAAUUGGCAGAAGUCGGCUCGACGUUGAUAUCUACUUUGGAGAAGACCGUCACCGAUGUCGGCAGCCUUCACUCGAAAAUCCGCAGGAAGUCCAACCUCCAAUCGAUAAAUAGAAGCACUUGGGGUCUCUCGCAGACCCAAGUUUCCGAUGUGACAAGCCUGGUCGAAUCUCGUGUUGAAGAAUUUAGAGCGCAGCAGGAGGAGCUCAUGGCAAGUGUUUCCACCAGGAUGCAGUCGUUUGUUCAGGAGGAGCUGGAGAAGCUUGGGGCUACGCAAGCAUUUCUUAGUGAGAAUGUGGCUUUAUUCGAAGCAUCGCGGGGAGAGGUUUCUCAGCAGACCAGCCAGGCAAAGGAUAAGAUGGAUGAGGUUCUUGAGGAAAUCAAGGUCUUACGGGAAGUUGUUAAAUCCCGCGUCGGGGAGGGAUUGCAGGGCCUCUCUGGUGCUGCUGAACGCAUUUCUGGCGAGGUGUUGAGUGAACUUGACACCUUCCAUUCCCAGCUCCAUACGUCUUAUAGCUCACUUGGUCGCGACUUCAAGGGCAUGUUUGAAGAUCUUAUCAAGCACGUUAACUCGCAGAAAGCCGAAGCCGAUGACCUUCGAAAUCAACUCAAUGCAGCUAGCGAAGCUUUGGUGGAGUCAAACUCUGCGGCAACAUCCCAGCUGGAACGCGUGAUUGUUGAGGAGCGUGAGCAAGCUGCUACAGAUCGCGAGAACCUCCUCCGACAGAUCACCACUCUUGUUAUGUCUCAGGGUGAGAGGCAAGAUGCUAGAGUUGAAGCUAAAGUCACUGCGGUUAAGGAAAGUAUCAAGAGCUCUGAGGCUACAUUUGAGGCAUCUAGGUCUGCGUAUAACCAGAGUAUGGAUGCAUGGAACGAGAAGGAGCAGAAGCUUGUGGAAGAAGUUCACCUGUCUCGCGAAAACUUGAAGACAAAGCUGAAGGAAGAUUGGAUAACCGCCAACAAGCACAAUGCAUCCAUCCAAUCGACAACAAAAUCUGUCCAUGAGGAGACUAUCCGUAUUGUGGACGAGCAAAUGAAGGAUAUUGCCAUUCACAUGGAGGCUCUGGACGACUUCGUCAGCCGCGCACGAACACAGAAUGCCGAGCACCACGAUAGCCAUGCGCAGUCUCUGAAGGACCUUUCAUCGACUGUUAGCGAUUCUUACAGCAAUAUUGGAACUCACUUUACGUCCUCAUAUGACAGGGUGAAGGACCUGGGCGAAGAGAUGGCAACCAAGACGACCACAUUACAAGAUGCUUUAUCACCACUCGAUACGACAUUACGCCAGCCUCUUGCAGAAUUACGCUCAAACAUCGUCAGCACUCUUCUCCAGGAAUACGUCCCUACAGGCAACACUCCACUCAAGCAGCAAUAUCAGUUCCCAACAACGUUGCCUCGCACAGAGCCGCAUGAGAAGCUGUUAGAAAAUGUCCGACAACCGGCUGUCUCCACUACUCCGUUGGUGUCGCCCACCAAAUACAUCCCAGUGAUCUUCAACGACGUGGCUACACCAGCCAAAGAAGAAGAGGUAUCUCCUCCUUCCAAUCCCACAUCGGAGACGGCGCCAACUCUCGGACUUAGGGAAAUCGAUCUCAAUAUACACGCCGGGUCGCUAGGCUCCGUACCCCUCAGUACCGACACAGCCUCCAGCAAUGAUGCCGAGGCACGACCCGCAUUCAAACGCAGCAUGACUGCUAGUGGAAUGAGGCUUCCGCAGAAAUCGGCCAAGAGGGCAACGGUUGUGCCACUUGAGGGGAGGGAGAAUAAUAUAAUCCCCGUUGCUGCGUUCUCACAAAGCACUGGGAGGAGGAGGAGCCCGAGAAUUGGGGGAGGGUUAUCAUAGAUAUUUACUGUGGGGGGAGGUGUUUAGGGAUUGAUUGAUGGCCUUGGUUUGCUUUUGAGCACUGGCGGCUGGCUACUUUAUCGGCGCAACGGCCUUGGGGACGGAGGGAUAGUGUGGUGUUUGUCUUUCUGUUGUCAAGGUUUAUGGUGAUACCUGGGUUCAGUAUCGUUCUGGGACCCUUCUGUUUGAAGUAAUACUUGAAAGGGGCUUGGGUCUCCCUCGGUUCUGUAUGAAGUUGGUCGAGAAUAAAAUUUCAAUUAUGCAUUUAGAUCGGUAUGAAUACUGUGCUUUACUAUGCG